AAAGCGACCAAGAAAAGCAGGGCAUCCCCACCACCACCACCACCACCCCUGGAAGCGGCGUCUUCUUUUACCUUGCUCUCCCUCUCUUCCUGAAGAUGCUAAACUCCUGGCGGACUGCAGAAGAGGGGGGUCCUGUCUUCUCCUGAGGUGUGAGUACCCCCACCCAGGGCUGUCUGUGCCCGCCGCCAGCCCCCUGAUGGCUGACUUUCCCACCCUCUUUUUGCGCAGUUGAAAGAAAGAAAGAAAGAAAGAAAGAAAGAAAGAAAGAAAGAAAGAAAGAAAGAAAGAAAGUAAAGCAGUUUCUGCUGUGAGCCCAAGACGGGCGAGCCGCCUGAGAUCUCUUCGAGAUACCCCCGGGGAGGAGGAGAUGGGCUGGAUUUAGUAGGACAACUCGAUUACUAAUGACUCCGCGGCUGGCUGCGACCCGCCGGGAAAUCAGGUGCAAGCAUGUGUGUUCGGGAACGCGUGUGUGGGUGGGCUGGGGGAGUGGGAAGGGAGUGAAGAAGCCUCUCUGAAAAAUGCAGUGAUUUCAUUCCGCUGUGUUGCCCACCUCCUCCUGAUUCUCCCUCCCUUCCCCUCCGCCUCCUUGCUUUGCCAUUUUAAUCGGGCUUCCUCGUUUCUUUCUUCUCCGCACCCCGCUUCCUCCCCCUGACCCCCACUCAAGGUUUGCCAGUAGGUACCCGAGCUGACACCGAAGGUGCCUAAAGAUGCUGAGCGGCGUUUGGUUCCUCAGUGUGUUAACCGUGGCCGGGAUUUUACAGACGGAGAGUCGCAAAACUGCCAAAGACAUUUGCAAGAUCCGGUGCCUGUGCGAAGAGAAGGAAAAUGUACUGAAUAUUAACUGUGAAAACAAAGGAUUUACAACUGUCAGCCUGCUUCAGCCCCCCCAGUAUCGAAUCUAUCAGCUUUUUCUCAACGGUAACCUCCUGACAAGACUGUACCCAAACGAAUUUGUCAAUUACUCCAACGCGGUGACCCUUCACCUGGGUAACAACGGACUGCAGGAGAUCCGAACUGGGGCCUUCAGUGGCCUGAAAACCCUCAAGAGACUGCACCUCAAUAACAACAAGCUGGAGGUACUGCGGGAGGACACUUUCCUGGGCCUGGAGAGCCUGGAGUACCUCCAAGCUGACUAUAAUUACAUCAGUGCCAUUGAGGCAGGGGCAUUCAGCAAACUUAAUAAGCUCAAAGUGCUCAUCUUGAAUGACAACCUUCUGCUGUCGCUGCCCAGCAAUGUGUUUAGGUUUGUCCUGCUGACCCACUUAGACCUGAGGGGGAACCGGCUGAAGGUAAUGCCUUUCGCAGGCGUCCUUGAACACAUCGGAGGGAUAAUGGAGAUUCAGCUGGAGGAAAACCCCUGGAAUUGCACAUGUGACUUGCUUCCUCUCAAGGCGUGGCUAGACACCAUAACGGUCUUCGUGGGGGAAAUUGUCUGCGAAACACCCUUCAGGUUGCAUGGGAAAGACGUGACCCAGCUGACCAGGCAAGACCUCUGUCCCAGAAAAAGCACCGGUGACUCCAGUCAAAGGGGCAGCCAUGGUGACACACACGUGCAAAGGCUAUCACCUACAAUGAAUCCUGCUCUCAACCCAACCAGGGCCCCAAAAGCCAGCCGGCCACCCAAAAUGAGAAAUCGUCCAACUCCCCGAGUGACUGUGUCAAAGGACCGGCAGAGCUUUGGCCCGAUCAUGGUGUACCAGACCAAGUCCCCUGUGCCCCUCACCUGCCCCAGUAGCUGUGUCUGCACCUCUCAGAGCUCUGACAAUGGUCUCAACGUUAACUGCCAAGAAAGAAAGUUCACUAAUAUCUCUGACCUGCAGCCCAAACCUACCAGUCCAAAGAAACUCUACCUAACAGGGAACUAUCUUCAAACUGUCUACAAGAAUGACCUUUUAGACUACAGUUCUUUGGAUUUGUUGCAUUUAGGAAACAACAGGAUUGCAAUCGUUCAGGAAGGUGCCUUCACAAACCUGACCAGUUUACGCAGACUUUAUCUGAAUGGUAAUUACCUUGAAGUGCUGUAUCCUUCUAUGUUUGACGGGCUGCAGAGCUUGCAGUAUCUCUAUUUAGAGUAUAAUGUCAUUAAGGAAAUCAAGCCGCUGACCUUUGAUGCUUUGAUUAACCUACAGCUCCUGUUUCUGAAUAACAACCUGCUGAGGUCCUUACCCGAUAAUAUAUUUGGGGGCACAGCCCUCACCAGGCUAAAUCUGAGAAACAACCACUUUUCACACCUGCCUGUGAAAGGAGUCCUGGAUCAGCUUCCAGCUUUUAUCCAGAUAGAUCUGCAAGAGAACCCAUGGGACUGCACCUGUGAUAUCAUGGGUCUAAAGGACUGGACAGAGCAUGCCAACUCCCCUGUCAUCAUCAAUGAGGUGACUUGUGAGUCUCCCGCUAAGCAUGCAGGGGAGAUACUGAAAUUUCUGGGAAGGGAGGCCAUCUGUCCAGAUAGUCCCAACUUGUCAGACGGGACCAUUUUGUCAAUGAAUCACAACACGGACACACCUCGGUCACUCAGCGUGUCUCCCAGUUCCUAUCCUGAGCUACAUACAGAAGUUCCACUCUCUGUCUUAAUUUUGGGACUGCUUGUUGUUUUUAUCCUGUCAGUCUGUUUUGGGGCUGGUUUGUUUGUCUUUGUCCUGAAACGCAGAAAGGGAGUGCCAAAUGUUCCCAGGAGUGCCAACAACCUAGACGUAAGUUCCUUCCAAUUACAGUAUGGCUCUUACAACACAGAGACUCAUGAUAAAACUGAUGGACAUGUCUAUAACUAUAUCCCCCCACCUGUGGGUCAGAUGUGCCAAAACCCCAUCUACAUGCAGAAGGAAGGAGACCCCGUAGCCUAUUACCGAAACCUGCAAGAAUUCAACUAUGGCAACCUGGAGGACAAGAAGGAAGAGCCAGCCACACUAGCUUACACAAUCAGUGCCACCGAGUUGCUGGAAAAGCAGGCCACACCAAGAGAGCCCGAGCUGCUGUAUCAAAAUAUUGCUGAGCGAGCCAAGGAACUCCCCAGCGCAGGCCUUGUCCACUAUAACUUUUGUACCUUACCUAAAAGGCAGUUUGCCCCUUCAUAUGAAUCUCGACGCCAAAACCAAGACAGAAUCAAUAAAACCGUUUUGUAUGGAACUCCCAGGAAAUGCUUUGUGGGGCAGUCAAAGCCCGACCACCCUUUACUGCAAGCUAAGCCGCAAUCAGAACCAGACUACCUCGAAGUUCUGGAAAAACAAACUGCAAUCAGUCAGCUGUGAAGGGAAAUCAUUUGCAACCCUAAGGCAUCAAAGGAUGCUGCUCCAAACUGUUGGAGGCACUGCGUUUGCUUUUGUGUUUUUUCUCUUUGUGUGUGUGUGUGUGUGUGUGUUCUCCCCUUCCAGGUGUUAAUGG
This is a messenger RNA of Fukomys damarensis (Damara mole-rat), 3378 nucleotides long. RefSeq names its product SLIT and NTRK like family member 2 (gene Slitrk2). NCBI's taxonomy places the organism in Eukaryota, Metazoa, Chordata, Mammalia, Rodentia, Bathyergidae. Bases 708 to 3245 code for a protein of 845 amino acids. Gene Ontology annotation, cellular component: glutamatergic synapse; membrane. The record is from RefSeq and is a predicted model, not a curated record. Gene Ontology annotation, biological process: positive regulation of synapse assembly; regulation of presynapse assembly; axonogenesis. Gene Ontology annotation, molecular function: protein binding. The transcript is spliced from 2 exons.